UUUUGCGUGAAAUGGGUUUUCAUCGGCUCUUCAGAGGCCUGUAUUUAAGACAAUACUUAAGACACAAACCAUUAUUAGUGCGCGAAUUGAGUGCAAACCGACGCCUAUAUCACGCAAAGCCCACCGCAAAGCCGACCAUCGCUUCAUACCUGCUAUUGGUGAUACCGGGCGCCACCUUUUGUCUCGGCUGUUGGCAGGUAUACAGAAGGCAAUGGAAACUACAGCUCAUCGACCGCUUGGAACAACUUGUCAGACAACCGGCCAUUGAUUUACCGCAACAUUUGGCUGAAGUGAAUGGUUUGGAGUACCAGAAAGUGAGACUCAGAGGACGAAGAGGACAGAAGUGUACGGAUAGUUUGGCUGAAGUGAAUGGUUUGGAGUACCAGAAAGUGAGACUCAGAGGACGGUUCGAUCACACGAUGGAAAUGUUUAUAAGUCCGCGAUCUUUGCUGAAACCAGAAGAGGACAGAAGUGGGUCUGUGUUUAGCGUACAGUCGAAGGACUCGUUGGGCUAUUGGGUUAUCACACCGUUUGUGGUCACCGAACGAAACGCCAGAAUUCUGGUUAACCGCGGAUGGAUUCCCAGAUCUAAAUUGGAUCCCAAGUCUAGAUCUGAUGGACAAAUCAACGAUGAGAUUGAAUUGGUUGGUGUCGUCCGCAGAACAGAACAAAGACAACCAUUUGGUCUCAAGAAUGAUGACAAUAGCAACGUAUGGCACGUCAAAGACGUGGAUUCAAUGGCACAAAGACUGGACACUUUGCCCAUCAUUGUUGACGCCGACCAUAACAGCACAAUACCGGGCGGUCCUAUCGGCGGACAGACCAGAGUAACGCUGAGGAAUGAACACAUGUCUUAUAUAAUCACAUGGUACGGCCUCUCAAUCAUCACAUUUUAUUUAUGGUAUCUCAAGAUAUAUAAAAGAAGGCCAAUGUUUUGAUAACUAUUGUCAUCGCUAUUCACAUCCUAAUCAAUAUUAACGAUAACUAAGUAUAUUAAGUAAAGUCAAGUAUUUUCUA
Medioppia subpectinata is the source of this 1017-nucleotide messenger RNA. The record is from the annotation of a GenBank genome assembly. NCBI's taxonomy places the organism in Eukaryota, Metazoa, Arthropoda, Arachnida, Sarcoptiformes, Oppiidae.